GUACGCAGUGCGGGUGAGUCUGUUGUUGAUGUUAUGAAAAAGAUUCUGGAGUUUGUUCAGUGGUGUAGUGCAUCUUUAAAUGGCUAACUGACGUCUGUAAGCUUGUGGCAGCUGAAAAGGCCGCAGUAGAAAAGUUCGUGGUACUGAGUUGCGUACUCUUAACUUCCCCCCAAAAAGUAAACCAAAGUGUCAGUAAAACUGAAAGGCUUUUCUGUCUUCGACUCCCGUCCCCACCUCCCCCCCGGGGCAACGAUGGAAGGAUGUGCAGGGGGUGGCGGGGGGCAGCAGCGGCUUAAUAAGGAUUUGAACCGGGCCUUCGCUUUCUUUGUGAAGUAUUCAACCCUGCUCAGGCAGAAUUUGAAAGAUUCGGUGAAGUUCUUCAGUGAAAUCAAGGCGGCUUCGAAACAGCAUCAAUACUGCAAUAGCUGUGCGCCAUCCACUCCUACCGGCAAGACGCAGGCAGAUUUGGUAGCAGAGGCAGCUGUAGCUGCUGCUAUUGAAACAGGUCCCUUAAGUGGCAUAGCCUUCUUUAGUGAUGAAGCAGAACAGCUGCAGUCCUCAAUUGACUGUCAUCCACGUCUAUUCAUAUUUGGCCAGAACUGGAAUGCAAAAUGCCAUGUUGUCAACAGCUUAUUAGGACAACUGUUGCCUUCCGUAGAUCAGAGUGAGGAUGAGAAUUGUAGGAAGCGGAAGUUGCGUUUUACUUAUGGAAAACAGAUGCAGAUAAGCUUGAUUGUUCUUGGACAGUAUGAGCUAGUACCACAACGACCACUGGUAUCUCAUCAAGGGAAGUGGGACACCAUACCAGAAGAGGACUUGGACAUCCAAAGUGCUGAUGACCAGGCACACCAGUUUGCUGAACUUGAAGUAACGUUACCUCAUAGCAUAUUGCAGGAAGCAGACAUUGUGGUGGCCCCGUCUCGAGAGAUCCAGUCUGCUGACUGCCUGCUGGAGGACUGCAUAAAACAAAACUGCGCCAAACAGGACUACACAAAACAUUACUUGCCUAUAAUAAUUUAUGCCAUCAGCAAGGAUAAGCUGUCUGAACUGGAGGAAAAUGAGCUGCGGAACAUGCGCUACAAAGAUUCCCCAGUUUUCUUUGUUAAAGUGCCACCUGUAUGCUCAGAAAUAGACAUUAAGGUCUGUAAAUCAGUUAGAACUGACCAAGAAAAGUCUGACCUUUUCUACCAUUUAGCAAACCUGGGUUUCUUGAACUCCAACUACUGCAGCUGUGGGGCUCCAGGUUUGGACAACAAGGCACCGAGUAUGCUUGUGGAGCAGUUUGAAAAGUUCCGUCAGCUGAGUACAUUUGCUAGGCAGGUGAUGCAGAUGCAUCUUGUGGGCAUAGCCACUGCAUUGAAUAAAGUCCACUGGCGUUGCUUGGAAAUCUUUAUUAAUCAGGCUUACUACAUGCAGCGAGACCUGCAGAUAACACCUAAACGACUGGAAUAUACACGUGAAAAGGAGAAUGAGCUUUUUUUGUCACUCAUGAGUAUUGCCAACCGUAAGCAAGAAGAGAUGAAAGAGAUGAUUGUUGAUACUCUUAGCAGCAUGAAAGAAGAAUUGUUGGACGAUGCUGCAAAUUUAGAAUUUCAAGAUGUCAUUAUUGGUGAGAAUGGUGAGCCUGUUAACAGCAAAGAUGUCAAGCGGUGCAUAAAGCAAAUACAGGAGCUUAUUGUGUGUCGUUUAAAUCAAGCUGUGGCCAGUAAACUAAUAAGUUCUGUGGACUACUUGAGAGAGAGCUUUGUAGGAACCUUAGAGCGAUGCCUGAAGAGCUUGGAAAAGUCGAAUCCUGACUCUGCCGCUUCUGCUUCAUAUACUAGUAGUCAUCUCAAGCAGAUUUUGAAUGCUGCAUAUCAUGUAGAAGUUACCUUUCAUUCGGGAUCAACAGUAACCAGAAUGGUGUGGGAGCAAAUCAGACAGAUAAUCCAGAGGAUAACAUGGGUAAGCCCGCCUGCUAUCAGUACAGAAUGGAAGAGGCAAGUGGCAGAAGAAGCAAUUGAAAGUCUCAGUGCUUCAAGACUAGCGAAAAACAUCUGCAGCCAGUUCCGGACCAGAUUAAAUAGCUCUCAUGAAGCCUUUACAGCAUCUCUGAAACAGCUUGAAGCUGGCCAUUCUGGCAGGCUUGAGAGAACAGAAAAUCUGUGGUUAAAGGUACGAAAAGAUCAUGCCCCACGGUUGGCUCGCCUCUCACUGGAGAGUAUCUCUCUUCGAGACCUCUUGUUAUAUGGGAAACCAAGACUAGGUCGUGAACUGGGACGAGGUCAGUAUGGGGUAGUGUACCUCUGUGACAUGUGGGGUGGACAUUCUCCUUGUGCACUGAAAUCUGUUGUUCCUCCCGAUGAUAAGCACUGGAAUGACUUGGCACUUGAAUUUCAUUAUACCAGAUCAUUGCCGAAGCAUGAACGCCUCAUAGACCUUCAUGGAUCAGUGAUCGACUACAACUAUGGUGGAGGAUCUAGUACUGCUGUGCUUCUCAUAAUGGAGCGACUACAUCGUGACCUGUACUCUGGCUUAAAGGGGGGUUUGAGUUUGGAACUAAGACUGCAAAUUGCUUUAGAUGUUGUAGAAGGAAUCCGGUUUCUGCAUAGCCAAGGCCUGGUCCAUCGAGAUAUAAAGCUUAAAAAUGUGCUGCUAGACAAGCAAAAUCGUGCCAAGAUCACCGACCUUGGAUUCUGUAAGCCUGAGGCAAUGAUGUCUGGAAGUAUUGUAGGUACUCCAAUACACAUGGCUCCAGAACUCUUUACAGGUAAAUACGAUAACUCAGUUGAUGUUUAUGCAUUCGGCAUUCUUUUCUGGUACCUAUGUACAGGAUCUGUCAGACUGCCAGAUGCAUUUGAAAAGUGUGCAAGCAAGGACCAGCUGUGGAACAACGUCAAAAAAGGUUGUCGACCUGAGAGACUUCCUAAAUUUGAUGAAGAAUGUUGGCAGCUGAUGGAAGCGUGUUGGAAUGGUGACCCUUCCAAGCGUCCCCUUCUUGGCAUAGUGCAGCCUAUGUUGGAGAGUAUUAAGGACAGACUCUGUAGAUCAGACUCUGAACAAACAAGAAAAGAACUGGAAGACUCCUUGUAAACUUAACUGUGCAAAGAACCUAUAUUUUUCCUUGGUGGAAGUUUUACCAUUCAUAUGACACCCUCCUAAUGCUGUGUGAUGAAUGUCCUAGCAUACCAGUCUACGCUGUGGACCUGUUAACUGAUAAAAUGGCAGUUUCUGUUCCCUUUUGUAGGUAUCCAGGGGCACCAUCACACUGCAUGUAGACUACAAGAAAUGUUCUUAUCCUUCACCUGCUAGCCACAUACUAGUGAUUUCUGCAAUCCGAAAACAUCUAAGGGUUAUUACUAGGACUGGAUUUCACUGGCUGCAUUUUAAUGAAGUAAUGUGAGGAGAACAAUUGGUUAUCAAGACAUUGAAGAGCUUAAAGUACAUCUUCCUUGAAGUGAAAGAGAUGCCCUGAAAUGAAGCCCAUUUGACAAGAGUGCAUUCAGUCCAUUGUUACAGUACACUAAUGGCUUUGAUCACUGUUCCAUCUUCGACUGCUGUGCUUUGUGCUAUUAGUAAAUAUUGUACCUUAACCUUUGGAGCAGUGAAAAAUGCCUUUUGGUUUUUGGCAUUGAGUAUAUCCACUUGAUUGUGAAUGCGGUAGGAUGCUGAAGAUCGCUCCACUUCAAAAUCAUCAUGGGUGUCUUCAGAAAACGAGACGGAGUCAUUUUGUAUGUAAUAAUGGCGCAAGUCCAACAGUUACUGCAGUGAUGAUACAGUUUGCAGAUAACUUCCAUAGUGUUCAACUGUAGCUUUAAAAUUGCAUACCUACUGACAUUUUUUAAGUUUCAGAUUGACUUGCAGUGUAACUUGCAACAACACAAUAGUCCCAACAGAUUUUUUUUUCUUGCAGGAUUGAUUUUGAGAGAGCUGUCUUGCGUGUGAGAGGCUGUUGCACGGCUGAACCUCUGUGGUGUCUUAAAGAUUUUCUUUUUUUCUUUUGUUUAUUCUGGAAAGCUGCUUUUAGAUUAAAAUUUUGUUUAGUAGAUUUUGUGAAGUAACACAAUAGUAUCCACAACUAAAAUUGUAAUUAUCUGGAUAUUCCAUGUGUGUGCUUCAUGGUCUUAUUCACAGCAAGCAGCUUACUUUAGCUUUUACUUGGAACAGACUUGAACACAAAUGUCUUUACUUGCAGUGCCAGGUAAUGUAAACUGUGCGUUUACCAAAAAAAAUAAGCUGUUAGCCCCGAGCUUCUAGUGAAUUUCUGGAACUCUGUAUUUAAAAUAAGUAAAAUAGAAUAAAGUAACUGAUUCACAUACCUCACAGCUAUGACUUGUAUUGUUUAUCCAUAUUAUAAGUAAACUGCUUGCUGUGAUAGCAUAAAUGCAGCCCAUAGGUUCCACUAUUACAUGCUUUCACUUCACACUUGUCAGCUUUCCAGACUGCAUGAAUAUGCUGCUUGACGACAAAAGGGGGAUUAAUUCACUGACCCAGUAAGUAAAGUAAUGGCUUUAUUUUAAAAGUUCUGUCUUUCCUGAGAUCAGCUCAGAUCAGUGCACUUUUGUAUGUGUUAGCAUUAAAUAGUUUUAAAUUGGAUUGUCAGAUAAAAAUGUUCAGUUUAUAUAUCAGUUUUAAUAAAUGUUAUUUAUUUGUAAGUAUUGUAUGAGUGAUUGGAUCAAGCAUGGUGAAAGACUCAAGGAAAGUAUUUCUACACCUUGUCUUUAGAAGGGUGUCAUUUCCCCUUCUCAUACAUUUCUGCUUUUUUUGAUAAUUUCAGAUACAAGGACAUCUUAAUUAAAUUUUUCUGUGAAAUAGAAUCUGAUGUCACAACUUUGCAUGUGCCUAGUUACAUAUGAAACAAUAUUGCUAUACAUUAACCUAAUUUAGGUACUUUAUUUCUUGAAUUCUGAAAAUGAAACCGUACACACAUUUGAGUAGCAGUAAAUUAGGAGGGUAUUCACUGCAUUCUGAGAAGUUCUGAAUUUGGAAAUAAAGCAUUGCAGUCU
Molecule: messenger RNA, 4985 nt
Organism: Protopterus annectens (West African lungfish)
Lineage: Eukaryota; Metazoa; Chordata; Ceratodontiformes; Protopteridae
Gene: DSTYK
Product: dual serine/threonine and tyrosine protein kinase
Exons: 13
Coding region: 253-3072 (939 amino acids)
Biological process (GO): protein phosphorylation
Molecular function (GO): ATP binding; protein kinase activity
Source: RefSeq, a predicted model, not a curated record